AUGUCGUUGAGUCCAGAUAACACUUUGGAACAGUCAGAAUAUUAUAAGGCCAUCAUGGAGAGCAUCAUGACAUCUGAUGGUGGCUGCAUAUCUUCCAUUGAAAUAUUGAAUUUGGUUGAUCACUUGGAUCGCAGAAUCUCCAAAGCAGAUGCAGAAAAACUUGUUCAAAAGUGGGUCUUGGAGAGGUAUCUUGAAGAGGAUGAAACAUAUGUGUAUCUUGGUGUGCGAACAUUGGUAGAAAUGAACCAGUAUCUACAAGAUGUGUUUCCAGAGCACAUUAGAAACUGCCCACUUUGCAAUGGCCUCAUUGUCUAUGGCUCUACCUGUGAAUCAUGUGGUGGAUUGAUCCACUGUCACUGCCUGAAGAAGUUUUUCAAGGGUGGGAAGGAGCAAAGGAUGUGUCCUAAUUGUAAGCACCCAUGGACUUUGAAUGAAGCAGAAAAGGAUGGUCCUAACCUGUCACAGACUGAGAUGGAUCCCUGGAGCCCAUCUGGCGUUACAAUACCCUGCUCAUACUUUGGAGCAGCUUUGUCGUUUGAAGAUUCAUUCAUCUCUUCACGGUCUCCUCACCAUCAUCCAAGUCGUCUUCCUGACUCAAAAGCAUACAUCAAGAAACUAGAAAACAAGUUGUCUAAACUGAAGGCUGGGUCAGCAAAAACAAGUUCUGCAACAAAUGACUUCUUAAAGAGUCUUGAACAGUCCAAAUUGGAUCAGCUUGUGAACUACUUAAAUAGUAAUUCAGUGGCUGUAGAAGAUACCUACUACAUAAACACACCUCUCCAGUCUUCUGCUGCUGGUGUCCUCAUCCGAAGAAUUGCUCCUCAAUCUCAAGCUUUAUCACAAGAGGAAAUUCUACAUCUUUUGGAGUAUGACCUUCUUGCUCAUUCUGUGCAAUUGGAUGAUGCAAUAAGGGCUAGCAGAGGGAUAGGUCAGGAGAUUGCUAUCCAGUUCUCAAAGAAGUUUGGACUUCAGUCACUUUUAACUAUUGUGGCUAGGAAUUCUCAAGGUUUGAAAGAGACCAUGGCUGCCAUUGAAGCUCAAGGGUCUAAUGUGACUGUGAAGCCUUUCUCAGUUGAUCUGUCCAAGCCAGAUCCUUCCAAGUUCAGGAAGUUUCUCUUGCAAUCCCUGGCAGAGACGAACACCAAGCCUGAAGACUAUGAUAAGGCCAUUAUUGUCCACAAUGCAGGGAACCUUGGCCCUGUCACAAAGAAGGUUUCUUCUUAUGAUGACCUGAAUGAGAUGAGGGAAUAUUUUGACUCUCAGGUGCACUCUGCCAUCUGCUUAAAUACAGAAUUCCUGAAGAUUUUCUCUCCUGACAAGGUAAAAAACAAGACUGUCAUAAAUAUCUCAUCCCUGGCUGCCUUGCAACCCUUCAAGGGUUGGGGUCUUUAUUGUGCAGCAAAGGCAUGUCGAGAUGCCUUUUGCAGGAAUCUGGCUGCUGAAGAUCAGGAUUUGGAUGUCAUCAGCUAUGCUCCAGGACCUGUGGAAACUGACAUGAUUCAGCAUGCCAGUGAAGCAUCCAUGAAAGAAGUGAAGUCAAUGAUUGAUGACAUGAGGAAAAAGAAGAUCACAUUAUCCACUGAGAAAACAAUAGGGCGCCUUGUUCAGAUCCUGACUGAUAAGAAAUACAAUUCUGGAGGUUACUUGGAUGAGUGCACGAGUACACAAGUACUCAUCUUCACCAGUACUCAAGAGUACCAAGAUGACUCACUAGUUCCUCCUCCCAUACCACGACCUCGGGAGGAGGAAUUUUCUUCCAUUAAAGAUAGUGAAGGUAUAGUACAUGUGUAG
Molecule: messenger RNA, 1791 nt
Organism: Darwinula stevensoni
Lineage: Eukaryota; Metazoa; Arthropoda; Ostracoda; Podocopida; Darwinulidae
Source: the annotation of a GenBank genome assembly